AUGGCACCGAAUUCAGGAAUGAAUUCAUGUGAUGUAAAUAAAUUACCCUCCAAACAAAUAUACAACUACUUUGAAAGAGGGAACAACGAUGUCCAAGAGAAGUGUCCAGAUUACGCUACCUGGGUAGGGGCAAUAGAGGGAAUAUUGGAGGAUAAAAUAGGACAACCCCAGGAUUCCUUAAAAUAUUAUACUGCGGGAGGUCUUGCUAAGGACAUUGCCAAAGCUUGGUGUAAUGCAUCCAACAUGAUUGCAACAAUUAAGGGAGGAAGUGUUGAUCCACCGCGGCUGCCAUCUUCCCCCUGUAAGGUGGAGGUAUUGUGUGAUUUUUUUUAUUUUUGGUUAGGUGAUCUGCUGCAUGACAAAUUGAACGCGUGGUUUCCUACUUCACUUGGGCGUGCUGUUUCCCGAGCAAUUUCACCUAAGGAGGUUAUGAAACAAAUAUUCGAGACAUUGAAUGGGUCGUCCAACAACCUGUGUGCGGGGAGCUUUAUGAAUAGCAGUAUGGAAGCAGAUUUUAAUACCCAGCGGAGAAAAAUAUUCGAUUAUUACUACGAUCAUAGAACAAUAUGGAACAACAUAAAAAAUAACCAAUCUGCCGGGUCCGGAUGCGCUGUUGCAUAUACGCAAUAUCUGAAUGAUGCACAAAGUGCUUAUGGUCAAUUAGAUGCAACGAAUGAAGAUCCUAAUGACCAUUUCUGGACGAACUUAUGGAAGCCGAACUUUAAAGAUAAGAACGACAUUCCCCAACCACACGAUUUGAAGUCUAAAGGAACUCAAGGGGACUCGCCCCCUCUAUCGGGCGGGGAAGAGAGAGAAAUUGGGAACCUCCUAUCCUGCUUAGCACAGUUGUUCUCGGAAGCUGAUACAUUAAAAUCAAAAGGGCAGGGGACGAUGGAAGGUCAAUCACAGGAGGUGCAUGGACCUACGGAAGUGAGUAUUCCCACAUCACCUGCAACGAAUUCAACACUUCCUGCUACAGCGGUGUCUUCCGCAGUUGGACUAAUAGGACUUCCUACAGUAGCAUUUGCCUUAUAUAAGUAUACUGAUGUAUUUGAUGGAAUAAAAAAAUCCCUCUUUGGUGGCAGUAAUAAUACAAGAGGAAGGAGUAUGGAAAGAAGAUCUAUUGGUCGACGUCAGCACUUUGACGACACUUUCACUGAGAAUGAUUCUUCCACACUAGGAGACGACGGUUCCACCACCCUAGAUGGUGGUGGUGGUGGUGGUGACUCAUCCACCUUAGGUGGUAGCUCCACCGAUAUUUCUACCAUCUAUAAUGAACCACCUCGUCGACCAAUCGGAAGAGGGGAAAGGGCCGGAACAAAUAAUAGAAGACCAGGAAAUAUACGUUAUUAUGCCACGUAA
Plasmodium knowlesi strain H is the source of this 1362-nucleotide messenger RNA. Its product is annotated as KIR protein. The record is from RefSeq and is a predicted model, not a curated record. NCBI's taxonomy places the organism in Eukaryota, Apicomplexa, Aconoidasida, Haemosporida, Plasmodiidae. Bases 1 to 1362 code for a protein of 453 amino acids. The transcript has 3 exons.